Molossus molossus (Pallas's mastiff bat) is the source of this 2049-nucleotide messenger RNA. It is a transcript of the gene EIF2D, whose product is annotated as eukaryotic translation initiation factor 2D. The transcript is spliced from 15 exons. The coding region runs from base 162 to 1919 and encodes 585 amino acids. The record is from RefSeq and is a predicted model, not a curated record. Gene Ontology annotation, biological process: formation of translation preinitiation complex; translational initiation. Lineage: Eukaryota; Metazoa; Chordata; Mammalia; Chiroptera; Molossidae. Gene Ontology annotation, molecular function: translation initiation factor activity; RNA binding.
CGAAGCUGCGCGGCACCGGUUUCCAGCCGGGCUCAUUUCCCAGCCGGGCUCCAGCAUGGCUGCGCCCAGGGCUGCGGGGUGGGGAGACGUCGCGUUCUUGUUUUCCUGACAGCCCCUGGCUUCUGUGCUCUACCUCUCUUCCUCAGGCCACUCCAGCAGACAUGUUUGCCAAGGCCUUUCGGGUCAAGUCCAACACGGCCAUCAAGGGGUCGGACAGGAGAAAGCUUCGGGCUGAUGUGACAGCUGCUUUCUCCACUCUUGGAACUGAUCAGGUCUCUGAGUUAGUACCUGGAAAGGAAGAGCUCAACAUUGUGAAGUUGUAUGCUCACAGAGGGGAUGCAGUGACUGUGUACGUGAGUGGUGGUAAUCCCAUCCUAUUUGAACUGGAGAAAAAUCUAUAUCCAACAGUGUACACUCUGUGGUCAUAUCCUGAUCUUCUACCAACGUUCACAACAUGGCCUCUGGUGCUCGAAAAACUGGUGGGGGGAGCAGAUUUGAUGUUACCAGGACUAGUGGUGCCACCUGCUGGUCUGCCUCAGGUACAGAAGGGUGACCUCUGUGCCAUUGUCUUGGUGGGAAACAGAGCCCCUGUUGCCAUCGGAGUUGCUGCCAUGUCUACAUCUGAGAUGCUGACUUCAGGCCUGAAGGGAAGGGGCUUCUCUGUGCUCCACACCUACCAGGACUACUUGUGGCGAUCUGGAGACAAGUCCUCCCCACCUUUCAUUGCCCCACUGGCCCCGGAUCCCCCAGAUCUCAGUGAAGAGAAGGGGUCUGUCCAGGCAGAUCCCACGCUGCAGAGAGACAUGAGGCACCUGACCCUGGAGGGAGAGGAGGAGGAGAAUGGGGAGGGUCAGCAGAUGUGUGGGGAGAAGACCCUACCAGAAGCCUCAGAAGACCCUAGCAUCGGGAGCCUGAACCCCGACCCUACAGACAGCAAGACCCUUCAAGAGCAAAUGGAUGAGCUGUUACAGCGAUGCUUCUUGCAUGCCUUGAAGUGCCGAGUCAAAAAGGCUGACCUCCCUUUGCUCACCAGCACGUUCCUCGGCAGCCACGUGUUCUCCUGCUGCCCUGAAGGACGGCAACUGGACAUAAAGAAGUCAAGCUACAGAAAGCUCUCUAAGUUCCUGCAGCAAAUGCAGCAGGAGCAGAUUAUACAGGUGAAGGAGCUGAGCAAAGGGGUGGAGAGCAUUGUGGCUGUGGACUGGAAACACCCGAGGAUCACAUCUUUCGUCAUACCCGAGCCCUCCCCGACCUCCCAGACUAUCCAGGAGGGUAGCAGGGAACAGCCCUAUCACCCUCCAGAUAUAAAACCCCUCUACUGUGUCCCAGCCAGCAUGACCCUGCUCUUCCAGGAGUCUGGCCACAAGAAGGGGAGCGUUCUUGACGGCAGUGAGGUCCGGAUGAUCAUCAUCAACUACGCCAAGAAAAAUGACCUGGUCGAUGCAGACAACAAAAAUCUCGUGAAGUUGGAUCCGAUCCUGUGUGAUUGCAUCUUAGAGAAAAGUGAACAGCACACAGUCGUGAAGCUUCCAUGGGACAGUCUUCUGACCAGAUGUUUGGAAAAAUUGCAGCCUGCCUAUCAAGUGACCUUUCCUGGACAAGAGCCCAUUGUGAAGAAAGGCAAAGUCUGCCCAAUUGACAUCACUCUAGCACAGAGAGCUUCUAAUAAAAAGGUGACUGUGGUCCGGAAUUUGGAGGCCUAUGGUCUGGACCCAUGCACAGUGGCUGCCACCCUGCAGCAGCGAUGCCAGGCUAGCACCACUGUCACUCCUGCCCCCGGGGCCAAGGACAGCCUGCAGGUCCAGAUCCAGGGAAACCAGAUCCACCACCUCGGCCGGCUGCUGCUUGAAGAAUAUCAGCUUCCUCGAAAACACAUCCAAGGCCUAGAAAAGGCCCCCAAACCUGGCAAGAAGAAGUGACAGACUCUUUUCAUGCGGUUGCUCCGGUGGGAACCCAAGCUCUGGCUGGUCAUUUAUAGAGCAUUUUCAGCUUUUGCAAAUAAAAAUAUAUAUAAUUCUUUACCAGAAUAAAUUUUUAUUCUAAUCUAAA